Hemiscyllium ocellatum (epaulette shark) is the source of this 4586-nucleotide messenger RNA. It is a transcript of the gene tchp, whose product is annotated as trichoplein, keratin filament binding. Bases 90 to 1589 code for a protein of 499 amino acids. NCBI's taxonomy places the organism in Eukaryota, Metazoa, Chordata, Chondrichthyes, Orectolobiformes, Hemiscylliidae. The record is from RefSeq and is a predicted model, not a curated record. Gene Ontology annotation, cellular component: keratin filament. The transcript has 13 exons. Gene Ontology annotation, biological process: apoptotic process.
GUUACCAUGAGCGACAGGGACAUCGGAGCCAAACGGUCGGAUUUAACCGGGAGCUCGGACUGAAAGGCGGCCGAACGGCAGAUCCUGAGAUGGCUUUACCUACAAUGCCAUCCAGGUGGAGUAGCCGAAAUAGAGUCCUGGAACAGCAGAUUAUUCGUCAGCGGGAUCAGGAGGAGCGCCUUCGUCGGCAGUGGGAGAUGCAUCGUCAAUACUUCCAAAAACAAGACGUGCGAAGCAAUAAACAGGCACAAUGGAGUUCAAGACAGUCUUUUCAGCAAAGUAUGUCAGCAUACCACCGAAAUCGCCAACAGCAGGAAAAAUUGUGUAACCUGGAGCAACGACGGAAAAAACUGCAGUGCUUACUGCAAGAGGAGCAAGAUCUCCUUGAAGCUGAGCUUCGUGAACUAAAGAUAGACACGAGGUCUGUUAUCCAGGAUGCAAAGGAGAAGGCCGAGGAACUGAAAUCUGCCCGUGAGGAGCGAAGGAAAAAGGUAGCUGAACAACUGUUGUAUGACCACUGGAAAAAGAACAAUAUAGAAUUGCGUAAGAUCGAGUCGGAAUUACACAAGAUGCAUGUGACAGGCAGUUGGUCUUCACAGAUCACAGAAAAACAGCAGAAAGAAGAGGCAGAGAUGGAAGAGAAGAAAAGAUUAGAAAACAAAUAUGAAAUUGCACGAAAGCAGGCCGUGGAACGAAUGAAGCAGGAAGCAGAGCGGAGAAGACAGGAAGACCUGAAGCAGGCAGAAAUUCUGCGACAACAAAUGGAGGAGCUACGUCUACGGGAGAUUGAGGCCAAAAAUCUCAAGGCAGAACAGGAAAAACUGUUGAAACAACGAUGGGAGCUGGAGAAUCUGGAAGAGGAAAGGAAACAGUUGGAACAGCGACGAAAGAAAUCUGAGCUUGGCCGGAUACUGAAUCGUCAGUUCAAGACGCAGAUGAGGAGACGUGCACAACAGAUCCAAGAAGAAUUGGAGAGGGAUCGCCAAUUUCUUGCAUCUCUAAUUGAAAAAGACGAGGCAGACCAACAACUGCAGUCAGCGAGGCGUGAACAGGCUGUAGCUGAUGCUGCAUGGAUGAAGAAAGUCAUUGAGGAACAGCUUCAGUUGGAGAGAGAGCGUGAGGCAGAGUUGGACACUAUAUUCAGGGAAGAGGCCCAACGGAUGUGGCAGAAACGAGAAGAGGAGUGGGAAAGAGAGAGGCAAGCAAGAAUGCGUUUAAUGCAGGAGGUAUUUGUAGGACGACAGCAGCAAAUCUUGGAGCGGCUUGAUAUGAAUCGACGUGCUCAGGAGGAAUCGGUUCAGCGUCGCGAGGACCUGAUCCGGGGGCUAGAGGAACUGAAAGAAACAACAAAGCGUGAGAAAGAGGAAGAGGAAGAGCUGAAAACUGCUCGCAAGGAGGAACUUGCAGCACAGGUUGAAGAGCGGAGGAGGCAGGAGCUGGAAGAAUUACAACGCCAACAGGAAGAGGAAAACGAGGAAAGGCUUGUAGAAAGACAGCAUGAAGAGAUGCUUCAACAUGAGGCCAAGCUGAUGAGGCAGCGAGGCUAUGAACCGAAGAUGUUCCACCGACCAAGAAUAGCCUGGACAUAGCUCAGAAGCUGAGAAAUAUAAGACCGGCUUGUGAAAACUGAGCCUUGCCUUGGAAUGGCUUGAGUAUCUGAAUCAAAUCCUUGUUACUUUGAUUCUCUCAAUGUAACCAGACAGAGCCAAGUUUUCAUUCUCUUUAUCUGACAGAUCUGGUUGUCGAUAAUUUGCACUUAGGAAAAGGAGAGGCUUAACUCAGAAGUUUUGGCUGAAGUACAUGUAAACCACAGAGGUGGUUAAAUCUCUAAGGAUCUCACUAACUCGACACAUUGCUGGCCUGAGAUUAGUACACAUUAAAUAUCAAUGGUUCACAGGACUUACCCCUUGUUUGUUGCCUGGAAGAUAGUUCGUUCUGUAAUGGGUGUUUCUGGGUGGUUGGUACACAACAUUCAUGUUAUUCUGCUAUCCAUAUUGUGUAGGAUCUAGAAGUAAUCCUCAACUACUUUAAUCUACAUUCUGAGAGAUUCAGAUCUGCUGUAUUCCAAUAGCUUUGCAAUUUAUGUCCCACAUCACAAUUGAGAAUUCUGCUGAUAGAUCAUCUCAAGGACUUAAUAUGUUAAUUGCAGAGUUAGUUAACGGAGUCUUACCCAGGGAGUCCCAGUCUUAAUUGAGACUUGCAUCACGGAGAAACCUAGAAUACUCAGAUUUUGUCUAGUUCAUCGAGCAAAUAAGUGAAAAAGCAGGAGGAGGGAAGAAUGCAGAACUUCCUAACUGUGUUUCAAGUGCAUUUCAUCUAGUGUUGACCAAUUAACACGAUUCAUUGUGUGGAACUGAGGGACAACUUAACAGGAAGCAAAGUGCACAAAAUGUUGACCGGGGGUAGAUAUGAAACUUAUACUUUGAGUUCAGGCAGCUUUGAAAAAAUUACCACAUAGUAAAAUCUUCAAUCCGUAAUCCUCCCUGAUCAAUUUAUGUAUGCAAGACCAGCCUGAUUGUUCUUGGCUGUAACACCAAAUUCAAAUGGCCAGUUAUAUAGGACCAAAGGAUUUCAUGACAAUGUCUUGAAUUUGAAGGCUUUUCAUUUUUGUUGAAAGUAUGAAAGCUUGAGAGUCUGGAAAUAUUGGAGCAGUGCAGAGAUCGGUUUUAUUUCCUGAUGGCUUUCAGUUUCUCACUCACUUCCCAUUUUCGGAAUUAACAUUGCUGUGCAAUACCAAUUUAUUUUUUGAGCUAGGUGAUCACAUUAAUUAUCAGGUAACAAGGCUUUGUUUUAUGUGACCCUGAUUCUCUCUGUCCCUGCUGUUCCCUCACUUUUUGUUUUAAUCUGGAAGGGAAGGGAGAAACAAUUAGAGAGAUUGAGGAAUGGGUUUGGAAGCUUGGGAAAGAAGAUGAUCAGGGAUUGCAAGAGAGAGAAGAUUGACAUUAGUGCUGUGGAAUAGGAGUGAAUUAGGAGGCUAGCACACUAUCAAGGAAGGAAGCACAGACUUAGGAAACAAUGUGAUUUAAUAACAAACAUGGAGAUUUCAUAACAGCAAUGGUAACCUUUUUGGUAGAUAUCUAAAUAUUGAUGCAAAAUAUGUUAAUAUUCUUAAUUUAAAGAUCUAGAGGACACAGCUGAUUUCACAAGGUUUAUGAUAAAUUAUGCUUUUGUAAUGAAUUUUAUAAGUUUGUUUUUACUUAGUCAAGCUCUAAAUCUUCAAAAAGUGUAUGAGGUCAUUUUCAUUACAGAGCCAACAUCUUCAUCUGGAAUUUCCUGCUGUGCUGUUUAACCCCUCAAAUUAAAGACCAUCAAGCUGAAAAUGCUUAAUUUCAUUCACCCAACCAAUAUCAUUGGCUUCACAUGCUGGGUGCAUGUUUGUCUCGCUCUGAAUAUUUUAAAAAAGAUUUGUGACUUCAGGAAGCAAUUUCUGACCACAUCAGAGGAUAAGGAGGCAGACAUGCUAUGUUAUCAACCCUUCAUUCUGGCAUGUGGCUGCUUCAUCCUGUCACAUUACUGAACAAUUUGCCAGCUAAAAUUGGGGAGGUAAAAUGUUGGCUGGAUAGGUCACAGUUAUAGAUUGCCUGCUUACUUCUGGCAAUGGGAAUACAUUACAAAGACCCAGAGCAAAACAGGGAUCAAAAAUGCAGAUGUUAGUUGAGUUUUAAUGUUGCCUAUUUAAACAGCUCCAAUUUAUCACUGAAAAGCGAGACAAAUUAAUGAAACUGUAUCUUGAUCUUAUCAGAACAAUGCCAAACAUUCAGAUCAUCACAACAAUUUAUACUGUAGGAGAAAGAUUCCUUGGCAAGUUGCUUCUGAUUGACCUGAGGUGUCGCAAAACAUCACUUUAGACUAAAUUAGCUGCUAAGCAGUUGAAAAUAGGAUAGAUUUCAUUUGGCAUGAAUCAUUUUAACGUGGAAGGGCCAUUUGGGUCAUGCCUUUGGAAACAUCUUUGAAUCUUUUCUUGUUUGAGCAUACUUUUACUGGCAAAAUGCAAUGUUCAAAAAUGAUUUUAAUCUCUUCCUAAGUCCGAUUUAAUAUAAAUCAGAGCUGAAGCAGAAAUUAAACAAAUAUUUUUCAGAAAAUAUUGAGCAGCUUGGGCCUUUGAGGUCUUAGCUCUUUGUAAAUAGCAGUGCAGUCUUAAGUGUCAUUUGGGUCUUGUCACAAAAAUAUUCCCAUUGCUCAGUCUAUCCACUUGUUGAUGGAACUAAUCUGUGUGUGAAAAGUGACUUCACUUAAUUAGAGGAACAGUCACUGUUCAUAGCUGUUUAUCUAGUACAACACUCAGGAGUAUUUUAUAACCAUUUAAAUUUCAGACUAUUAAAACCUUUUAAAAGCUCUUCUAGUAUAACCAUUCAACUGAUUAAUUGCCAAUUCGCUUGUACUCUUGAUGGCUCUGAAAUCCAGCCUGGGAAGCCAACAAGUGUCUCUUUACUUGCUUUCAGACUGAAUUAUUGAUGUUUGUAAUAUAGCAUUUAAGUUUAUCAAAAGCUUCCCAGCUUUUGUUUUCUAGGCUCUGCACUUAGCAUGUGACUCUUCAUCAUAGAGGCAAUGAUCAUGAAACAGAAAAACACUUACAAUUUGAAACU